AUGAGAUUUUUGAGUCUUUUUCCAGCUUCAAUUUUCGCAUACGAAAGUUGCGAGACUUUUUGCAAGAAAGAACUUGAGCAGUGUUUUUUGUCUUGCGAUCCUUCCGAUUUCUCUUGUCCACAAGAGUGUCUGAGAGACGAUACAUCUUGUCGGCCAGAAUGUGCAGAAGCUAAAUUCGCGAUUUUCUACCGCGACGAAGCUUGGACGACGAAUUUUCGAAUGGACGCUCAAGAGGAUUUGACUUCCGAGUUUGACUUUGACAACCACGACGUUGACUACAGUUGCACUGUUGAGCACAAAGGCAGUUACUAUCUUAUUGGUGGCUUUGAUGAUCGAACAAGAGUUUCGAUUUUCGAAAACUGCGGAUUGCGAAAGGUAACGGAUUUGGAACAAAACCAUCAAAUGCACAGAUGUCGAUCGUUCCAAGACGAAAUUUGGAUUUGCGGAGAUAAGGAUCGGGCGAACGAAUGCACCUCGCUCAAUACGGAGACUCUGGUGGAGACAACAAGGCCAUCCUCCGAGAUUGGUCAUCUUCUUGGCGGUCUGGUUGACUAUCAAGGUUAA
Messenger RNA from Oikopleura dioica, 564 nucleotides. The record is from the annotation of a GenBank genome assembly. Lineage: Eukaryota; Metazoa; Chordata; Appendicularia; Copelata; Oikopleuridae.